AUGAUUGUGGUGGUGGUGUGGUGGUGCCUUAGGUGGUGGUGUGGUAGCGGUUGUGCUUUUGGCGGUGUUGGUGUUGGUGAUGUUGUUGUUAAUGGUUAUGAUUUGGGGGUGGUAUUGGUGAGGGGUGGCGGCGGCGGCGGCGGCGACGACGACGUCGACGGUGAUGAUGAUGAUGAUGAUGACGACGACGAUGAUGAUGAUGAUGAUGAU
Dibothriocephalus latus is the source of this 210-nucleotide messenger RNA. The record is from the annotation of a GenBank genome assembly. Lineage: Eukaryota; Metazoa; Platyhelminthes; Cestoda; Diphyllobothriidea; Diphyllobothriidae.